Molecule: messenger RNA, 1077 nt
Organism: Colletotrichum paranaense
Lineage: Eukaryota; Fungi; Ascomycota; Sordariomycetes; Glomerellales; Glomerellaceae
Product: zinc-binding dehydrogenase
Exons: 1
Coding region: 1-1077 (358 amino acids)
Biological process (GO): alcohol metabolic process
Molecular function (GO): zinc ion binding; alcohol dehydrogenase (NADP+) activity
Source: RefSeq, a predicted model, not a curated record
AUGGCCGCUACCGACUACAAGUUUGAGGGCUGGGUUGGCCUCGACGAGAAGUCCUCCGAGGGCAACAUGGUCUGGCAGGAGUACGAGCCCAAGCCGUGGGAGGAGAACGACGUCGACAUCCAGAUCACCCACUCCGGUGUCUGCGGCUCCGACAUCCACGUCCUGCGCUCCGGCUGGGGCCCCGCCCCUUACCCCGUCUGCGUCGGCCACGAGAUCGUCGGUGUCGCCGUCCGCGUCGGCUCCAAGGCCGUCGGCGGCAUCAAGGUCGGCGACCGCGUCGGUGUCGGCGCCCAGUCCGACUCCUGCCUCGGCCGCCAGGGUCCCUGCGAGCCCUGCGAGACCAAGAACGAGCAGUACUGCCCCAAGUCCGUCCACACCUACGGUCACUUCCACUACAACGGCGGCAAGGCCAUGGGCGGCCACUCAAAGUACCACCGCUGCCCCUCCCACUUCGUCGUCAAGAUCCCCGACGGCCUCGAGUCCGCCUACGCCGCGCCCAUGCUGUGCGGUGGUGUGACCGUCUUCUCCCCGCUUAAGCAGCACGGCGCCGGCCCCGGCAAGACCGUCGCCAUCAACGGCGUCGGCGGCCUCGGCCACAUGGCCAUCAUGCUCGCUAAGGCCAUGGGCGCUGACAAGGUCGUCGGUAUCUCCCGCAAGGGCGACAAGCGCGACGAGGUCCUCAAGAUGGGCGCCGACGGCUACAUCGCCACCAGCGAGGAGCCCGACUGGGCCAAGACCUACGCCAACUCCUUUGACAUUGUCAUCUCCACCGUCUCCUCCGCCAAGGUCCCCAUGCAGGACUUCCUCAACCUCGUCAAGCUCGACGGCUCCCUCGUCCAGGUCGGUCUCCCCGACGACGGCGCCUACACAAUCUCCCCCGUCCCCAUGGUCAUGCGCCGCGUCAAGUUCACCGGCUCCCUGAUCGGAUCCCCCCACGAGAUCCGCGAGAUGUGGGAGCUCGCCGCCGAGAAGGGCGUCAAGCCCUGGAUCCAGGUCCGCCCCAUGAGCGAGGCCAACCAGGCCAUCGUCGACUUGGAGGAGGGCAAGGCCCGCUACCGCUACGUCCUCGAGAACUAA